GCCAGUAAAGCAAUGAAAUUGUGACGAAAAUUGAUUUAAAACGUAAAAUAUACAUGAUCCAGUUAUAUAACUAUACAAAACGGACAAUAUACAUAAUAUCUAUUGGUUUGUUGGGGCAUUCGCCCCAUACAUAAACAGUGGUCAACAGUGGUACGUGAACGAGAAUAAAAAUUUAUGAGAAGGAAUUGGGAUACUUGUAAUUAUGGGCACAAAGGAGUCCAAACAUGCCUGCAUCAGUUACGAGGAUGCGGUUAAGCGUGUUUCUGAAGCCGAACUACGACGCCUAAAAGAUGCCUUUAAAAAAUCGGCCGGAGUCGGACGACUCUAUCUCAGCCGAAAUGCAUUCCAGCAGGAUGUCCUAUGCGAGGGUGUGCCGCCAAAAGUCACUGAUAUGUUAUAUGCCGCCUGCGGUGGCACACAGCGCGGCAUAUCCUUUAAAGAUCUGCUCUGUGGACUGGUCCUGAUCACACGCGGCACGCCAGAGGAGAAAACCAAGUUUUUGUGGAAUUUGUAUUGCAACGAUGCGGGCACCUAUAUCAUCCGUUCUGACUACGUUCGCAAUGUUAAUCUGCCGCAAAUCGAGACCGUGUCGCUGUUUGCUCAAAGCGAACGCGUCAGUUUCGAUCAGUUUCAGGACUGGAUUUCGAAGCAUCGCAAUGCAACCAUGCUGUCCAAAUGGCUGUUGGCCGACAAUUGUGUCAGUCUAACGUCAGAGCUGGAGACGCCCACGUUCUAUCAAAGCUUGGCGGGUGUCACACAUUUGGAAGAGAAGGACAUUGGCGAUUUGGAGAAAGAAUUUUGGCGUUUGAAGAACACCUCGCAAAAUGGCCAAAUUGAUUUUCAAUUUCUGGGUCCACUCAUUAGUCCGCCCAUACCAAAGAACGCAUUGGCCGGUCUAUUUAAUGCCUUCGAUGAGAAUCGCGAUGGUCACAUUGACUUCAAGGAGCUGUGCUGUGGUGUCAGCGCAGCGUGUCGCGGACCGGGUGUGGAACGCACGCGCUUCUGCUUCAAGAUCUUCGAUGUGGAUCGUGACGGCAUGCUUAGCCAUGAGGAGACUCUGCAAAUGAUCAACGUACUACUGUUUGUGGCCAAGGAGAAUCGUGACGCGCAUCAGUAUAAGGAGCUGACAAAGCAGCAUGUCAUUAACGACCUGCUGGAGUUCGCGCAGCGCAAAAGCAUGGAUGCCGCAGUUGCUGGCGGCAGCAGCAACAGCAGUGUCGCUGUAAACUGCAGCAUCACCCGCGAUAAUGUCUCGCUUACAGCCGAGGAUUUCAUGCUGUGGAACGUGCAGGGCGGCUUGCGGCUUAUGCAGCCGUUUCUCGAUCUCAUCUUCGAGCUGUGCCACAUUGUCUUCGGGCUUUGGCCUCAGUGCAAGCACAUGGAGAACGACAUUGUGCGCGGCUGGCUGCGACGCGAGGAACGACGUCAGUACCGAGUCGGCCAAUUCUGGUAUCUGAUAUCACGUGAUUGGUGGCUCAACUGGAUGCAGUAUACACAGCAUACGUCGCACACCUGUGAAUAUUGCAAGCGCAGUGCCAGUCAGCGCAACUCCCAGGCGGUUACCAAUGCCAUUGAUGAGGCGCUUGUUUGCGAUGAGAGCUUCAAUACCCACAGCCUGGACUCCACAACAACCACAGCGGCUCACGACAACUACUCCCUGGGCUCCGCCAGCAGCGGCAUAUCCGCUGGUCGCCAUUGUGGUCAAAUAAGACCAGGGCCUAUCGACAAUAGCAAUCUGAUUACGGCCAAUCCAUAUAAGAAUGUGCGCACGCUGACUGGUGAGGGCGGGCAUUUAAAACGGGACACACCCCUGGUUCAGAGUCACGACUUCGAGUUGGUGCCCAAAUCUUUGUGGAAGGCUCUAAAUCGCUGGUAUGGCGAUAAUUUACCACUGCCCCGUCAGGUGAUACAACCGCCGAACUCGGAGGUAGAACUGGAGCUAUAUCCGCUGAACUUACGCAUAUUAUUGCAUCAAGUGCAGCCCACACAAUCGGUAGGAAGUGGCGGCGCAAUCGGCGGCACACAGCUUAAUAGCUGGGGCAGCGUAACGGGCAGUUAUGGAGUGAUAGCCUCAGGCGGCGGCUAUGCGGCUAUUGCAGCCAGCAGUGUGUUGCAGCCGCCAAAGCGAUAUUUGGCCUACACGGCCGCGUUCAGUCGUUUGGCGACGGUGCGUCAGGUGGGUGAGUUCCUGUGCGAUCAGCUGCGGCUCAAAUCGGAGGACAUCAGGCUGUGGCAUGUGCCCCCGCAGGGACUCGCAUUGGACAGCAAUGCCACUUUACUGGAGGAGGAUUCAAUGAAUCUGAGUGAGCUGCUGAUACGCGACAAUGAUCAACUUCUGCUGGAGAUACGCAAUAAGGAUCUAACAUGGCCCGAAGAACUAGGCUCAUUGUCUUUGGCCAAUGGACAGAGCUACACCGGAGCCGCUGGCGAGCGGCGUCUGACACGCAGCUCCAUUAUGUCAGUGCAUGCGCCAGGAGCCACGGGGCUGCACAAUCUGGGCAACACGUGCUUCAUGAAUGCGGCACUGCAGGUGCUCUUCAAUACGCAACCACUGGCUCAGUAUUUCCACCGCAAUAUGCACCACUUCGAGCUGAAUUCGGAUAAUAAGUUGGGGACACGUGGCCAAUUGGCCAUGCGCUAUGCCGAGCUACUCAAAGAGGUGUGGACGGCAACUACGCGAUCGGUGGCGCCUCUCAAGUUGCGCUUCUGUGUCAACAAGCAUGCGCCUCAGUUUGCCGGUGGUGGUCAGCAUGAUACGCAAGAACUGCUCGAGUGGUUUCUGGAUGCCUUGCACGAAGAUCUAAAUCGAGUAAUGGAGAAGCCAUACAGUGAGUUGAAGGACUCGAAUGGACGACCGGAUAAAAUUGUCGCCGCUGAAGCUUGGGCCCAGCAUCAUGCCCGCAAUCAAUCAAUAAUCAUCGAUCUGUUUUAUGGGCAGCUUAAGUCAAAGGUUAGCUGCCAGGGCUGUGGCCUCGAGUCCGUACGAUUCGAUCCAUUCAGUCUGCUCAGCCUGCCCUUGCCAGUGGAGAACUAUGUGUACUUUGAGGUGUUAGUAAUUCUACUCGACGGCAGCGUACCCAUUAAGUAUGGGUUACGGCUUAAUUCGGACUGCAAAUACAACGAUCUGAAGCACAAGCUGGCUACUCUGUGCUACCUCCAGCCCAACUUCAUGCUUGUCUGCGAGCUGUGGAACUCGCAGAUACGGCAAAUACUACCCGAUGAAGAGAAGUUGCAUACCCAAGGUGCCAAGAAUCUGUACGUUUAUCAGUUGCCUGAACAGAGCAACGCUCGAACGCGAUCUAAUUCCACAAUUAGCAUGCACAUCGAACAGGGUCUCAAGGACAUACAGCGCAGUUCAGCUUUAAUUACGGCCCAGGACUCCUUCUCCUCGCUGAGCACACUCCAAACGCAAACGAACAAAACUUCAUACAGCAGCAGCAAUCGAGAGGGGCGCGCCCUUUGUAAUGGACACGUUAGUACGGGUGGGGACCACAAUGAUAACCACAGUCCGAUUGAUGGCGAUGCUGAGGCGUUGGCUGGCGGCGACGGUGUGGUUCAUCGCUUUAGCAGCGGCAAUAGUAGCAACAACAAUAACAACAGCUCACACGAAAUGCUGCACGAUGAUGCCGGAAAGGUAAGCCGGUGCUUUGGAAAGAGAGAGUGCAUGCCCCACAGCCUUUUUUGCUUCAAGCAGGAGUCGGUGAUUCUGAGCUGUAGUCCAGAGAACAAUUUUAUGCAAGGCACGGUCACACAACAGAAAUGGGUCUCGUCCACAAAAUUGCUACACACGGAGAGCAAUACGAGCUCUACGUCCUACACAAAUCACUCUGGUGAGAACUCCAUGGAGAGCUCCCUAACGGAGCCCAUGCCUGUGGACCUGGCCACGGCAUCUGAAGGGCCAACGAGAAGACAUGGCAGCGAUGAUUAUUCAGCAUCGUAUCGCAUAACCCACGCCAAAACUGGGGGGAACAGCAUCAGCAACGAGGACACCGGCCCAGGCGAGGAGGAUGAGGAGGAGCAACACAUAACCACCUCGCAGCCAGAGAGCACCAGCAUCAAUCAGACCAGCAGUGGCGUCUACUCUCGUCGCUCUUCCCAGCCAUACAAAGUGGGCAAAUACCUGGUGGCCGUGCAUCGCAAAAUAACGAGGCACGACAGCUACUUCCUCUCCUACCACAAGACGCGACCCAGUCUGUUUGGAGUGCCGCUCCUUAUACCCAACUGUGAUGGAGGCACACACAAGGACUUGUACUGUGCCGUUUGGCUGCAGGUCAGUCGGCUGUUGAGUCCACUGCCCGCUACGACCGAGCAGGCCAACCAUGCAGCAGAUUGCGACGACAGCCUUGGCUACGAUUUUCCAUUUACGUUACGCGCCGUCAAGGCCGACGGUCUCACCUGUGCCAUUUGCCCGUGGUCAAAAUUUUGCCGAGGCUGCGAGAUACGCUGCAACAACGAAUUUGUGAUGCAAGGCGCUCUCCCGCCGAUCAGCGCUAUAACCAGCAAUACGGCCACACUAAGCAUGAAUGCAAAGUGUCCAUCGCUACCGAAUCUGGAGGUGAAACGCCCACCCGAGUAUACCACAUCACUCUCCUAUACGCCCACAACAAAAUACUUUGAAGACUUUACAAUUGCCAUCGAUUGGGAUCCAACCGCGCUGCAUUUGCGAUAUCAAAGCACAUUGGAACGCCUUUGGGUCGAUCACGAGACCGUUGCCAUAUGUCGCCGGGAACAGGUGGAACCGGUGGACUUAAAUCAUUGCCUGCGCGCAUUUACCUCCGAAGAAAAACUGGAGCAGUGGUAUCACUGCAGCCAUUGCAAGGGCAAGAAACCGGCAACGAAAAAGUUGCAAAUAUGGAAGCUACCGCCCAUAUUGAUCGUGCACUUAAAACGCUUUAAUUGUGUAAACGGCAAGUGGGUGAAAUCACAGAAAGUGGUGCACUUUCCGUUCGAUGACUUCGAUCCCACCCCCUACUUGGCUUCCGUUCCCCAAGAGACAAUACUUCGCCACAAGGAGCUGCUGGAGAUGCAAAUUGAUGCAGAGCAGCAUGCGGCACUCACAGCCAACAAUACAGUUAACGAAGUGGACGAGACUGAUUCGGGAAGCAAGUUGGAUAUCGACAAACUUCCGAUACAAUCGAAAGAGCCCGAGCCAGUGGCAGCCACGACGAACACAAUAUUGCGGCAAACUAAAUCAAAUAAUGCUGCCAAACGGCAGCGUCUCAUCUCGACGAGCCUUACAAAGACGCCCAUUGUCGAUGGGGAAUUCGAGGAUUAUCAUCAGCACAAACUUAAAGCGGAUGUGGAUGAAUUCGAUCCCAAAUACAAGCUUUAUGCCGUGGUGUCGCACUCCGGUAUGCUAAACGGUGGCCAUUAUAUUUCCUAUGCGUCAAACGCAACUGGUUCCUGGUAUUGUUACAACGACAGCUCCUGCCGUGAGAUAUCUCAGCAGCCAGUCAUAGAUCCUAGUGCGGCCUAUUUGCUGUUCUAUGAGCGCAAGGGACUGGACUACGAGCCGUAUUUGCCCAACACCGAGGGACGGGUACUUCCGAAUGCGGCCAAUUUGCAGUUGGAUGUGGACGAGACUGAGGGAGAGCUAAAGAAGCUGUGCACGUUAUCGUAAUUGAUGCUAAGACCGUAGCUAAAUGGCUAAAUAUGUGGCAUUGGCAAGGCCUGAAUACUAUUAUGCUUUGUUUAAGUUUUCCUUUAUUGUGUUUUGUUGCCACAUAUUGUAAUUUGUUAUUUACUAUUCUAAGUAUGUAUUUAUCUUUAAGUUGGCUUAAAAGUCUUAGUUGAAUUUUGUUUGUCAAAGUUUUCAGAUUCAUUUGAAAAUAAUUUGGUGGCACUCACACAGCUUCGCAAUGUGAUUUUGUUUAAAUAAUGUAAUAUUAUUUAUGCAUGCGAUUUGUUACUGUUCUUUAUUUGCAACAAUUACACAUACUUUUUAUUUUUUUGUGUUUGUAUGCAUUUCCUCUUUUGUUUUGCAUUUGUGAAAUCAUAUUAUGUGCCGCUUCCAUUUUGUUGAUAUAUAAUGAAUGUUAUGUAUUUUAUUCCAUUUGCUGGUAAUUAAUGUAAAUAGCUAAUGAAAAAACGAGGAGAGAAAUUUGUGAAAGGCGGCGAGUGCUCGUAUAAAUUUGUAGAAACUUUGAUAUUACAUAAUUAGCAAUAGCAAGACGUUACGAAUUUCUACAAGAACUUGUAUUCAAGAGUUGCUUGUCGUCUACUCAUUCGUAUUAUAUGUUGUAUGUACAAUAUAUAUAUAUUUAAGUAUGUGUUUUGCAACGCAUCGAAAUUGGCUUUGAAAUUAGUAUUGCGCUUAAAAAUUCAUUAUGUAUUUGAUAUUUACAAAUUAUACAAUUAAAGAUAAUUAAUUUAUAUAAUUAAACAUACAU
Molecule: messenger RNA, 6389 nt
Organism: Scaptodrosophila lebanonensis
Lineage: Eukaryota; Metazoa; Arthropoda; Insecta; Diptera; Drosophilidae
Gene: Usp32
Product: ubiquitin carboxyl-terminal hydrolase 32
Exons: 14
Coding region: 203-5620 (1805 amino acids)
Biological process (GO): protein deubiquitination
Cellular component (GO): Golgi apparatus
Molecular function (GO): cysteine-type deubiquitinase activity; calcium ion binding
Source: RefSeq, a predicted model, not a curated record